AUGGGAUACCAGUACUACCACUACGAGCCCUCGGUGAUCGCCACGAUCCCCUUUGCCGUCCUCUUCGCCCUCACGAGCGUUAUUCACAUCUGGCAAGCCAUCCGCCCGCGGACAUGUCGAGGCACUCGGGUACGUAUCAGUGCGCGACAAACGCCCGAUUGGACAAUGAAGCCCUACGUUGGACAGCAAGUCCUCAUCCUCCUUGGUCCAGCGCUGUUUGCUGCCUCAAUCUAUAUGCUCCUCGGUCGGAUCAUCCGCGUGCUAAAUGCCAGCUCCAUCUCGCCGAUCCGGGUCAACUGGUUGAGCAAAAUCUUUGUUGCAGGCGACGUCCUCUCGUUUAUGCUUCAAGGCGGCGGUGGUGGAAUCUUGGCCACCGCCAAAACCGCCCACAAGUCCAAACUGGGCCAGACGAUGAUCUUGGGUGGCCUCUUGGUGCAGAUUGUCUUUUUCGGCCUCUUUAUUGUCACCUCGAUCAUCUUCCAUUGCCGCAUGCUCAAGACACCCUUGCACCAGAUGGGCACAUCCAUCCCCUGGAUCAAAUACCUCAGGAUCUUGUACUUUAUCAGCGCGCUUAUCAUGAUCCGGUCAGUGUACCGGGUUGCCGAGUACGCGCAGGGAAUGGACGGGGCGCUGGCCAGGGAGGAGGCACUCAUCUAUAUCCUAGAUGCGUUGCUCAUGCUCAUUUGUUGUGUCGUGCUUAAUGUGUUCCACCCCAGUAAGGUUGUUUCCGGGCGGCAGUUGAAUUAUCGUGCGCCUGAGGAUGUCGAGAUGAGGACGAGUUCUCAACCGGCGCGGUAG
Molecule: messenger RNA, 798 nt
Organism: Aspergillus calidoustus
Lineage: Eukaryota; Fungi; Ascomycota; Eurotiomycetes; Eurotiales; Aspergillaceae
Source: the annotation of a GenBank genome assembly